Messenger RNA from Suillus fuscotomentosus, 1345 nucleotides. RefSeq lists its product as uncharacterized. The transcript is spliced from 4 exons. The coding region runs from base 12 to 1244 and encodes 410 amino acids. The record is from RefSeq and is a predicted model, not a curated record. NCBI's taxonomy places the organism in Eukaryota, Fungi, Basidiomycota, Agaricomycetes, Boletales, Suillaceae.
UUCGAGCUCUGAUGUCCCGAGUCGCCAUCAGGGAUUCAGCAGACUCAAAGCCUUCGCUCAGCAAACGAAAAUCAAAGAGACGCCUCGUCGAUUCUGAUGAGGAAGAAUUUGAUGAUGCUGCUGACGCUCACAUCGAGCACGUCGCCUCUGGCACCGCUCCAGUCGCCCCCGGUCAAGCUCGAAAGAAGAGUAAGGUGGAUGCGAGUGCGAAGCGCUUGAAGAUGUCGGGCUCUGUGACAGGAGCGAAGAAACCGGUGUUCUCUGACGCAGAAGAUGCCGAAGUCGACAUUGAUGAUCUCAUGGAUGAGGAUUUCCUUGACAAACCUUUCCCAGAUAUCGAAGACGAGGAUUUCCUUGACGAAUCUUUUCCAGAUGUCGAAGACGAGGGGUUCGAACCUGAAGCCGUACCAAAGCGUGGUGGAAAACCAAAGGCAUCUUCGUCCGUGAAGAGCAAACCUCCGAGGGUUAAAUUGGUGUUAGGAAAGGGUGGCAAGCCGAAGGCUGGAAAAGAAAAGGAGAAAGAGAAGGAGAUCAUGAUCAAGGACGAACGCAAAAUCCCUCCCUCUGACACCCUUUCUGUGUCUACUAGCGUCACAGCCCACAGUCAAGUCUCUGAUCUCUUUGCGGAUGACGAGUCUUCCAUCCAUCCACCAUCGGUAGUCGAUCCUUCUGCCCCACCUGAUCAGGCCGCCUUGCCGCCACCAGAACUGAAGAAGCGCAAACUCCCAACAAUCAAGAAGAACAAACCCUCUACCUCAGCUGCAACUUCCACUCAGUCCCAAUCCGCCGCUGCCCCCUCUAAGCCACCACCUUCAACUGACGAUGUAACAAAAAUCGGCGCCCCUCAUCCACAACGUAAGGCUGCAGGUCUCAUGGGCGCAGCAGACUUUGACCUGCGAGAUAAAAGCGUGUAUGCUGAGCUCUUCAAAGGGGCUGGUGGUAGUACUCCUCGUUCUGGACUCAACAGGAGAGAGAAGGAGGAGGAACGACGGAAAGAGCUGAACAAGAUGCGUGAUGAAGCAAAGGCUAAGCGCGCGGAAGAAGCUAAACAUCAUUUUGAUCUGCAGUCACAAGCAGACAAGAUCGCUGGUUUUGAACAGAAGCUUAGAGCCAACAAUUGCAUGGCUUUGCACCCGAACUUCCUUGCUGCUAAGUUCCGAGAGGAGUACGACAAGGAGAAAGUGCGUCUACGGCAUGACAGGGAGCAGAGCCACAGUGCUACAAAAGAGGAGGGCGAGGCUUAAGUUGAUGGCUUUCAAUUCUUGUUUUGUUCAAGUUGUACUGAUCUUGCUUUCGAACAUGCAAUACUAGACUUGUGCAUAAAUCUCUGCAAUAUUACAAACUU